CUAGCUGCGUUUUACCGGGCUGUCACAUACUGCAUACUGCAUCAUACAUCAAAGAGCUGCACAGAGUGCAUCCACCCAGUCACUCUAACUUAGUCACUAGAUUACUUGUUCAGUAGGUCGUCAUCUGAAAUACUACACGUAAGCCUUGCUACCUAUAAGACACAAACAAAGCUGCUAAAGCACGUACUCUACAUUUAAAACAGUAUUCAGUAUUAUUCACGCUGGCGUCGAGUAAGAUGGACUACAUGGAUGAUGAGAAUGAAGGGGACCUUGAAGAAGCUCAUAGAUCAACAGCUGAUUUUGAUGACUUUAGCAGUUCAGAUGAUGAACAAUGGGAGGGCAUUAAUACAAAUAUAGCAAAUAGUAUCCCUAAAACAGAUUUUCCAAAUUUGAAUAGCAGAAACCACUGGAACCGCUACAAUGAUUGCUUCACAGGUCCGAGUACUUCACAAAGCAGGAAUGUUACACCUGAAGCAUAUGACAAGUAUUUCAUGCUGCUGAAAAACUGGCUGGAGACAGCUCGCAUUGAUAUGAACGUUGGUCCACCUCCCUUCCUCCCCAACGUCACUAUGCAAGACGUUAUAUCUGUCGCCGCAGCUAUUUCUGCGGAGAGGCGGAAUGCUGACGAAGAGGAGCAACUGCAAGCGAUGGGGGCUGUCGCAGCCGUCGCUGCUUCUGACGGGACUGCAGCAUCCUCAUCGUACGAAUGCAGGCCCGCUCCUAUCAUGAGAAGGAUUGCUGCUGGCGUCAUUGAUGGUAUCAUUGUUUUUAUGAUUAAAUUUUAUUUGAUUAUAAUUUUGCAAGAUACUUUUGGGUUAAAUUUAUCGAGUUAUGCUGAUUAUCUGGAAAACCCGGCACUAUUUUUAAAUUUAUCUAGCGAUAUCGCUAUUAUGGAAUUUGUUUCCAAAUUAUUUAUAUUUGUUUAUGAGACAUAUUUUAUUUCUCGACAUGGAGCCACCCCUGGAAAGAGAAUGACCGGCUUAAGGGUUGUCACCGUAGAUGCUGUCUCCCCAAUUCCUGGUAGAGCCACAGUGAAAGCUACAGCUAUGUCCUUCGUCAGUUGGAGGCGAGCUCUGUUCAGAAGUAUUCUGAAGAACAUUGGUUUAUUCCUCUUCCCAAUUUUAUAUGGUUUUUUGAUCUCAAACUACACUCGUGCUGGAUAUGACCAUGCCGUUAAAACCUUAGUCAUCGACGGCACUGUUCGCCCAAUACGCAUCGAGGAGAAUUGAACUCUGUGAUCCCUAGACCUAAAUUAUUUUUCUAUUUAUAUUGUAUAUCCGUUCAAGAGAAGGCUCGUGUUCUUAAAA
Molecule: messenger RNA, 1307 nt
Organism: Nicrophorus vespilloides
Lineage: Eukaryota; Metazoa; Arthropoda; Insecta; Coleoptera; Silphidae
Exons: 5
Coding region: 237-1229 (330 amino acids)
Source: RefSeq, a predicted model, not a curated record